This is a messenger RNA of Strongyloides ratti, 264 nucleotides long. RefSeq lists its product as hypothetical. The transcript is spliced from 3 exons. The record is from RefSeq and is a predicted model, not a curated record. Bases 1 to 264 code for a protein of 87 amino acids. Lineage: Eukaryota; Metazoa; Nematoda; Chromadorea; Rhabditida; Strongyloididae.
AUGCAAAAAAUGAAUACACGGGUUCGUACAUGGAAACCAUUUCCAUUACCGAAUUGGGUUGUUUCAAUAAUUGUUGCAUUUGUUUUUCUAUAUUCUAUUACAUUUUUAAUGUUAGCAGAAACAAAUUUUUAUAUUUUAAUAGGAAUGUCAUCAUUUCUUGCUUUAUUAGUAAUAAUAUUUUAUGGAAUUGGAUUUUUAUCAGUUUUAGGGAUGUUUUUUAUGAAUUAUGACAAUGAGAUAUCAAUAAUUGAUGAAUUUUCAUAA